ACGCAGACAUGGGCGACAGGAACGUUUCACAUGUGGCAACAAAAAUUACAGCCAAAGACCGAGCGAGGCAGUUUCCUGAUUUAAUGUAUGAAAGCGGAGGUAAACUAUUUUGCACCGCGUGCGACGUUCUGUUGGAACACAAACGGAAGUCAUCAAUUAACAAACACUUUACUACCGCAAAACACAUCCGGAGAGUAGCUGAAAAUCUUGGACAUCAGACAAGACAAGUCAUGGCAACAGAGGCUGUUGUAUCCAGAGCUGUUACAAGUGCUGAAAGAAUCAAAGGUGAAAACCCUGCUAUGAGAUUCCUGAGGAGAAAAAGGGGAGGAAAUCUCAAACCUCGCAUCAGCAACGCAAAGCGGUUUCCCUGCACAGCUCCUUCUGAGAACAUAGACCAGUAUUCUGAAUUGAUGGACUUCUUGCCAAAGGAGUAUCAGUAUCAUAUAUGCAGUUACAAAGAAGUGAACGUGACCAGUGACCACACGGAUUUUGAAGCCACCCUACGGAUGUCCCUCACAUCAAAGGAGGAGAUACUGGUGUGGCUGAAGUUAAUGCCAGUUACGUGGAGAGUGGACUACACGAGGCCUACUAAGGGUUCAAAGGUCAUCUUCAAAACAGAAUACCGGUGCCAGCAUAACACCAGGCCCAGGGCGACACGAAAGAGUAAUGGGACGUCCAAAAAUACAGAUUGCCCUGCAAAACUCAAAGUUGCCAUUGCACGCACUGAGAUCUCCUUGGGACGGCCGAGCAGAAGUACCGAUCCCCACAUUCCGACCUACCCCACACUAGUGGACGUCGUGAAUGUUCACAACCACAACAUUCAUGCACCGGAUGCUCUGCGUCACCGGGAUGUGGGCAGCAAGGCUGUGGAGCAGCUGACAGAGUUGUUUAAAGCAGGGCGCUCACCAUCCUCUGCACUGAAUGUUCUUAAACAUGAUCUGCAAGUUCAGUUCGGGAAUGAUUACGUCAGUGCUUCAGCAGACCGCUCCAUCUGUCCUGACCUGCAGUUCUGCUAUAGACUUUACUAUAAGAUAUUCCAUAAGGAAUACAUAUGCAGUGCACAGGAUGAUGUCCACGUCCAUGAGGGCUUACUGAAGCCUCUUCAGGAUCAGGAUUGUUCAAUUAAAGUAUCUGGUGGGUCACAUCUCACUUCAGAUCUUAGCAGUUGUACUCCAGAAACAUCCAUGGAAGCUGUUGAGGAGCUUGAGGCUGAUGAAACACUGGAAGCUAGAGUCAGCACACAGGAGUGGGACUCCAUGAGCCAGGAAUUUGCAGCAAUGGUGCAGAGCAGUGAAGAAUUUCAGGUGGCCGGAUCAGCUUUUUUAAAGGCCUUCAACAGGCUGAAGCGAAAUCCCUCCAUGAUGCAGGCGGCAAUGCACAAGUUCGGCCGCUGUGGUGCCAACAACCUGGCUUUGAAACAGUCACAAGAUCUAUGGCGGGCCGCUAACCAUAACUCUGUGGCCAGCCAAAGGGUAAAGCUCAGGGGUAGACGUCAACUUGGUGCGGGGAAAAACAAGGGAGCAACCAUGGACCAUCGCUACAGCAACCCAAAAGGAGCGACGUCUGGGACUCAAAGCUUAUCAAGCUGUAGAGGUGUAUCGCAGCAACCCAGAAUAUUGCAUGCUCUGUCACAGUGCCCCUCACCUUCCUCUUCUCUCCUUAGAGGCUGGACACAUGACCACUGUGCCCCUUAUCAAGCCCCCUCCCCGUAAAGGCUGGAUGCCCAAGGCACGUCUGGUACCUCAGGAAUUUUGGUCUGAGUGGCGUGUGUGUGUGUGUUUUUACAACAUAAAACGUGUCUGUAAUUGAUCAUACCUCAACUCUUGUUUGUACCAACUGUGUGUAUAAGCACCAUGCCGGUGUCAUUGCCUGCACUGUGAUGGGUUGAAGGACUAAUGUGACUGCAACCAGUGUAUUUGUCGCGGGGUGUCUGGAAAGUGAGCAUGGAAUGUGCUGAAUGUUGUGCUAUGGUACUCUGUUGUACUGUUGUACAACAGUACAUAGUGCUGUUUGG
Messenger RNA from Epinephelus lanceolatus (giant grouper), 2014 nucleotides. RefSeq lists its product as uncharacterized. Lineage: Eukaryota; Metazoa; Chordata; Actinopteri; Perciformes; Serranidae. The record is from RefSeq and is a predicted model, not a curated record.